Molecule: messenger RNA, 2865 nt
Organism: Cottoperca gobio
Lineage: Eukaryota; Metazoa; Chordata; Actinopteri; Perciformes; Bovichtidae
Gene: fkbp4
Product: FKBP prolyl isomerase 4
Exons: 11
Coding region: 397-1764 (455 amino acids)
Molecular function (GO): peptidyl-prolyl cis-trans isomerase activity; protein binding
Source: RefSeq, a predicted model, not a curated record
UCCCCUGGUUCCUCCUAGAAUGUCUGGAAAAUUCUCUGCUCUUUUUUAAGCGCUUGUCAGAUGCCAGACUGCAAGACAACGUGGACCUCAAGUAACGUUACCGAAAGCUCGUAUUCUGCUCGGAUACAAGUGUGAUUGGUGCACAACGAUAGCUCGGUGUCAGUGCAGCUAGCUGGAAGCUGUAACGUAUAUUUUAUUUACAGUAGCAUUCGCAAGUAAGUAAGGCUGGUGAAGAGCAUUAACCAACGUUAGUUAGCUAGCUAGCGUUAGUCAGGUUGUUUCUUGCUUCACUUGGCGUGGUGUGAGAAGUAGUUAGCUUUAGCCAUCGCUACUAUUAGCCAGUGUUAGUUUGAAUUGUGGUGCAGAUCAGAAGAGUAGGAGGGGGAAAUCUGCUUCAUGACAAUGACUGCAGAGGAGCAGACAAGUGAAGGACAACACACCAUCCCGAUGGAGGGAGAGGACAUCACACCAAAGAAAGAAGGGGGUGUUUUAAAGCUGGUGAAAAGGGAAGGCACAGGCACAGAGCUGCCUAUGACCGGUGACAAAGUGUUUGUACAUUAUGUGGGCACACUUUUUGAUGGUUCUCAUUUUGACUCCAGCCGAGACAGAGGAGAGAAGUUUUCCUUUGAGUUGGGCAAAGGUCAAGUAAUUAAGGCAUGGGACAUCGGUGUAGCCACAAUGAAAGUGGGUGAGUUGUGCCAGCUCAUCUGUAAGCCAGAAUACGCUUAUGGAUCUGCAGGAAGUCCACCCAAGAUACCACCCAACGCCACUCUGAUUUUUGAGGUGGAACUGUUUGAUUUUCGAGGCGAGGACAUCACUGAGGGAGAGGAUGGAGGAAUCAUCCGCCGUAUUAUUACUAAAGGGCAGGGUUAUUCUAAGCCUAAUGAAGGAGCUUCUAUUGAUGUAACUGUGGAGGGUUCCUGUGAUGGGCGUGUGUUUGACGAGAGAGAGUUGAAGUUUGAGAUUGGAGAUGGAGAGGGUCUUCGCUUUCCAGUUGGAGUGGAGAAAGCUAUAAUGGCGAUGGAGCAGGGAGAGGAGGCACUCUUCCAUAUUAAGCCUAAAUAUGGCUUUGGGAAUGCAGGCAAUGCAAAAUAUAACAUUCCUGGCGGAGCAACACUGCAAUACAAGAUCAAGCUGGCAGCCUUUGAGAAGGCUAAGGAGUCAUGGGAGAUGAACACCGUAGAGAAGCUGGAACAGAGCAGCAUUGUCAAAGAGAAGGGAACACAGUAUUUUAAGGAGGGAAAAUACAAGCAGGCGUCCGUGCAGUACAAAAGGAUUGUAUCAUGGCUGGAAAAUGAAACUGGUUUGUCAGAGGAGGAUGAGAAGAUCGCAAAAGCUUUGCGGCUGGCAGCAAAUCUGAACUUGGCCAUGUGCUACCUUAAACUACUGGAGCCAAGCCAAGCCCUAGAGAACUGUGGCAAGGCUCUGGAGUUGGAUGCAUCUAAUGAGAAGGCUUUGUUCCGAAGGGGAGAGGCACUGUUUGGUAUGAAGGAGUUUGACAAAGCAAGAGAUGAUUUCCAGCAGGUUGUUCAACUGUAUCCGGCCAACAAGGCUGCCAAGAGCCAGGUGGGUCUUUGUCAGAAACAUAUCAAGGCGCAGCAUGAGAAGGACAAACGCAUCUACGCCAACAUGUUCCAGAAAUUUGCAGAGAGAGAUUCAAAGAAAGAACUAGAGAUGGGGAAGAGUGAGAGCAAGGAGAACAUCAACGAUGACAUGGAAGUUGAAAACGGAGAAAAGGAAGUUGCGAGUGACGCAAAGGCGUAGAUGAAGAUGCGACUUGCAGUUCAUAUGUACUUCAGACUUUUGUAACUUCAGCCGUGUGUGUGUGUGUGUGUGUGUGUGUGUGUGUGUGUGUGUGUGUGUGUGUGUGUGUGUGUGUGUGUGUGUGUGUGUGUGUGUGUGUGUGUGUGUGUGUGUGUGUGUGUGUGUGUGUGUGUCAACGAGAGCACUGACUUGUUAGUGUCUCCGCUGGCUUUCUUUGUGUCUGGGCUUUUUGCUGUGGCAGCUGAUGGCACUGUGGGAUGUGGUUUUAAUAAUGAAUUGUGUGCCACAACCCCACCCCUGAACCCUUUCAACGGACAGAUUUCAACUGUGCAUGUGUUUUCACAGCAUUUUGGGUAAGUGCAGAAUUUCACCCGUCAAGGGCUAGACCAUCCACCUUGCACUACCCUCUGUCCUCUACCCCUUCUCACGUUUUAUGCUAUCCAUCGAACACUCCUCAUGGGCCUACUGAUCAAUUCAUGGAGUUGUGAUGGUUGUGUGCAUAGAUAUGAUGUGUCUGAAUGUUAGAGUGACUUGUGUCCCAAAGUACGUAUGUAGCAGCACUGUGGAUAGUUGGAGUAAUAAGACGUUAGCCUGGAAUAGCUUCGAGCUUCUCUCUCUCAAUCUUAAAAUAGAGCUCCCCUAUAGCCCCCAGGGUACAGGACUGUUCACCUUAACUUAGGAAAUAUUGACUUUGUACUUUUUUCUUUUUUUCUUCCCAGUGUUGUUCUUGUGACUUGUGUAUUGUUCUCAAAAUGAUGAAUACAACUAAUUACUUAACUGGAAUAUUUGCAUUUUAAAGCAGGACAUGAAUUAGCUUCUCCUGGACACACCAACGUUAUAAAACAGUUAAGUCUUAGUCUUAAUUUGCUGUAAAAAAUAAAAAGUACAUGUAUGAAUGUGUGCAUGUAUGGCUCUUCAGAUUCAGGCUGGUAAAAACGGUACACCAGAAGAUGUAAGCCCCGUUCAACAGCACCUGUAGCGUGGAGCGGAAACUGAACUAGGGAGCUAAUUUAAAACCAGGUUGUGUGUUGAAUUUAUCUUUGUCUUUUGGAAGGGUCACUGCUUGACAGAAAGAUGUAAUAAACAAUAGCUACAACUUGA